AUGGACUCUCAAAUCGACUUCGACAUCAACGAGUCGCUGAAGCUCUACCUGAGCGAUCCUGUUACCAUUCCGACUCCCGAGGCAAACUCCCAACUAGCCGAUUGCGAAAGCGAUCCCGACAGCUUGACCACAGCUCUCAUUGACAGCAGUUUCGAUCCGGUGGUCGACGUGGUCUCCGAGAACCCGCAGAAUAUACUGAGGAAUGAGGCUUUUGAUACGGUCCAAUUCCUUCUUAAGCACUCACCCGUACUCCCCGUACAAACUAUUAGCAAGAUCCUCGAACUCGUAGUAUCAGGACUUGCUACGAUCGCCGACAAUGCCCACUCCGAUAUCGAGAACGAUGAGCAGGAGGCACUGCACCAACACAAGACCCUGCUAGAAGUGUACGCUUUCCUGAUGCAGUGGACGAUUGCAGCUGUGGAGGCCAAAGCAGCUGAGAAAGCACAUGCCGCUCCUGCUCGGAGAGGCAAAGGAGCAAAGUCAAAGGUUGUGAAGGAUGGGGCAUGGGAUUCUGCAGGCCAGAUCCAAGCUGCUAUGGACACCAUGUGCCGGGUGAUGAGAUUGAAGCUGAACAGAAUCUUCGAGACAACCUCUGACAGAGACACGUUUGUCAACCUCUUCACGAGAUCGAUUUAUCUGAUCAUGGAGACGGAGGCUAGGAUGAAGAUUACUGCUGUUCGAAUGUUCUGCUUCAAGGUUCUGUGCAUUGCCGUCAAGCACCAUGGUCACGCUCUGGGGGCCCAGACAUCCAUCGUCCAGAACCUGACAUACUUCGAGCACCUCUCAGACCCGAUGGCCGAGUUCUUGCACAUUCUCUCAGAGCAGUACGACUACCCUCAACUCUCUUCUGAGAUUAUGCGAGAGCUUGCUGCGAAGGAUUUCAGUCCGAGCGAUCUAAAAGGGCCCAAGUCUGUGUCUGCGUUCAUCAUAAAGCUUUCGGAGCUUGAGCCUCGUUUGGUGAUCAAAGAAAUGGGCCUCCUUGCAAAGUUCCUGGACAGUGAAGCAUACACUUUGAGGUGCGCAGUCAUCGAGGUAUGCGGCAACUUGCUUGCGGAUCUCAACAAGACAGAGGAUAGAGAUGAGACCACAAAAAUUCAGAUCAACGCCUUCUUCGACACCCUGGAACAGCGGUUCCUCGAUACGAAUCCGUACUGCAGAUGCAGAGCCAUUCAAGUCUUCAUGAAGCUAUGUGACCUUGAGCAGAAGGUGCCCAAGCGAAGACAGCAUGCUGCGGAGCUUGCAGUCCAGAGCUUGCAAGACAAGAGCAGCAAUGUUCGACGAAACGCUAUCAAGUUGCUCGGCAAGCUUGUUGCUACUCAUCCUUUCAGUGUGAUGCACGGGGGUGAGCUGACCAGAAAGGUCUGGAUUCAGAGAGUAGAAGAUGUGGACAAGCAGCUUGAUACUCUGAAGCCUCCGCCAGACACUCCAGGCUUGGCUGAGACUGCUAAAGGUGCUGAGAAGGUCGACAACGAAUUGCUUGAUGAAGCCACUCGUCUUCAGGAUGAAGAGACUGGUCAAGAAAUGACCGAAGAAGAAAAGAUUGAGGCAGUCAAGAAGGCACAAGAAGAAGCUGCCACAUCAGAGGUCUUGACCAGACUACAGCUGACCAGGAAAUAUUACAUCGAUGCGCUUCGCUUCAUCGAUGUCAUCCAUGAGGCUUCUGAUCUGGCAUGCCAGCUGCUCUCGGCGAGAAACAAGAGUGAGGUCCUGGAGGCCAUGGAUUUCUUCGUCGUCAUAAAUGCCUACAAAGUCGAGACUUCGAGUACUGGAAUCCGACGCAUGCUGCGCCUGAUCUGGACCAAGGGCAAUAGUGACGAGGGCAAGGGUGUCCAGACGCACCUCAUCGACUGUUACAGAGGCCUAUUCUUCGAUGCCCCAGAAGUAUUGAACGCUAACGACACUGCCAACUUCAUUGCCCGGAACAUGAUCAGCUUGACAUUUGGCGCCACGCCUGCUGAGUUGACAUCUCUCGAACAAUUACUGAGUACGAUGUAUCGAGCAGGGAACAUAUCAGAGCAGGUCAUUGCAAAGUUAUGGCACGUCUACGGCGUCAACAAAGAGAUUUCGCGCGCUCAGCGGCGAGGUGCCAUCAUCGUUUUGGGCAUGAUUGCGCUGGCAGACCCCAAUAUUGUGGUGAAAGAGUCCGACAUCAUGAUGCGGAUUGGCCUGGGUCAACUUGGUCGUGCAGACCUCAUGCUGGCGAAAUUCACUUGUGUGGCCCUGAAGCGAAUGAUUCCACCCCCUAAGAAGGCCCAGGACAAAGUCGCCGCUGGCAUCUCCCGCAUGACCAACGACCAUGCCAUACUCCGCAUGCUGGCUUCUAUUCUACUGACAUUUUCGGAAAGUCAAGAUUGGUAUGGUAUGGCCGAGCAAGCCAUCUCUGCCAUUUACGUCCUUUCAGAGCAUCCUGAUAUCCUCUGUUCAGAAGUCCUUCGGCACAAGACGAGACUUGUCUUCGCGCAGACUCAGCAUCGCAAAUCGCUGUCUCGAUCACCGUCACCUGAGCGGGAUCCCGAAGAUAUGGACAUCGAUGGCGCAAAUGCUGCCACUCCUGGGCCAGAAGAGUCACAACCAGAGAGCCAACAGCUCGACUCGCCGAAGACGAAGCCGGCUAUCACAUUGUCCCAGCUGCUGUUCGUCGUAGGCCACGUUGCCAUCAAGCAGAUUGUACAUCUCGAGCUGUGUGAACUUGACUUCAAGCGAAGAAAGCACGACCUCGAGAAGGACAAGCCUCUUACAGAACCCACGCCUCAGCCUGGCAGACGCAAAAAAACUCCCGCGGAAGAAGUCAUGGCAGAGAAAGAAAAACAAGAAGAAAAGGAUGAGCUCGAACUCAUCGGCGGCACCAACGAGGAUGACUUCACGGAAGCAGUAGCCCACAUCCGAGAACGCGAGCUACUCUACGGGCCCAACUCGCUCCUCGCUAACUUCGGUCCCCUAGUCACCGAAGUCUGCUCGAACAACACAGCAUACAAGGACCGGAAUUUGCAGGCACACGCCACGCUAUGCCUGGCAAAGCUCAUGUGUGUCAGCAGCGAGUACUGCGAAAAGAACCUGCCGCUACUCAUCACCAUUCUCGAGCGCUCUGAGGAUCCCAUUGCAAGAUCCAACACCGUCAUUGCCCUGGGAGAUAUGGCUGUCUGCUUCAACCAUCUGAUCGACGAGAACACAGACUUCUUGUAUCGUCGACUCAACGACGGGGAUGGCAGUGUCAAGCGGACGUGCUUGAUGACGUUGACCUUCCUUAUCCUCGCCGGACAGGUCAAAGUCAAGGGCCAGCUGGGCGAGAUGGCGAAAUGUCUCGAAGAUGGCGAUAAGCGCAUCGCGGACCUGGCCAGGAUGUUCUUCACCGAGCUCGCCACCAAGGACAACGCACUGUACAAUCAGUUCAUCGACAUGUUCAGUAUCUUGACGAGAGAGGGUCCGCUGGAGGGUGGUGUCAUGGAGGAGGACGCCUUGAAGCGGAUCCUGAAAUUCUUGUGUGGGUUUAUCGAAAAGGACAAACACGCGAAGAACCUGGCCGAGAAGCUGGCGGCUCGCUUGGACAGAUGCGAGAAUGAGCGGCAGUGGACUGAUACCGCGUACGCGCUCAGCCUGCUGCAGCACAAGAAUGAGGACAUCACGAAGAAGGUACAGGAGGGCUAUCGCGUUGUCGAGACGGCGGCAUGA
This is a messenger RNA of Cyphellophora europaea CBS 101466, 3669 nucleotides long. RefSeq lists its product as uncharacterized. The record is from RefSeq and is a predicted model, not a curated record. The transcript has 3 exons. Gene Ontology annotation, molecular function: histone binding. The coding region runs from base 1 to 3669 and encodes 1222 amino acids. Gene Ontology annotation, cellular component: nucleus; condensed chromosome, centromeric region. Gene Ontology annotation, biological process: meiotic chromosome condensation; mitotic cell cycle; mitotic chromosome condensation. Lineage: Eukaryota; Fungi; Ascomycota; Eurotiomycetes; Chaetothyriales; Cyphellophoraceae.